AUGUUGAGCGCCGGCACCGCGUGUUACCGGGACGUGAUGGAUCGCCUCUCGCAGCGGCUGGCGCUGCUGCUUGUGGAGGCGGAGGCGUACGUUCAACAGCGGCAUCUUUACGGCGAGGCGGAGGCGUUGCAUGCGGCGGCGGCGGCGGCGGAGCCGCAGGUCUCCUUGCAGCCCUGCCCCCUCCUCUCGUGGCCGCCGCUGCGGGUGAGGCAGCGCGUGGACGCCCUGCGGGCGCAGCUGAGCGAGCGGAAGGAGUUGCAGGAAACGAUGCGCAACGUAGACGCCUCCAUGCGGCUGCUGCGGCAGGAGUUCCUUCUCGUCGACGUGGGUGCUGCCGCCGCCUCCUCACACCUGCGCCGUGACGGCUACGGCGCGGACGCGGAGCUCGGCCGCCGCACAGUUGCCGAUGGCUCCAAACAUGACAGCCGCGGCGGCGGUGGAGUGGCGGCGCAGGAGGAGGCGGUUCGCCGGAUCGUCUGGCUGCACCAACAGCUCCGUUGCCACAAGGAGGACUUCUGCGAGCUGCGGAAGCGGGCCUCACACACACACGAGCGCCUGCACCAGCAGUUUGAGAGAAUAGCGGACGCGUGCGGCAGCAUUUUUCGCGCCACUGCGUACAACGGCGAUGGGAACAGCGAAGACAUGCAGGGGAAUAAUGGUGACGGCAAUGCCAGGACAACGGCGGAGGCGGCGGAUCCUGCCGAACUGCAUUCGCUUUGUCGGCGCAACGGGGAGCGUGCACGGCGCCUGCAGUCCCGGCUGCAGCGUGUACUGAGCCUCUACCGGCAGGUGGUUGCCCGGACCAACCGUGAGCUGUGCCGCGUGGAGCUUGAGGUGCAGGCGAUGGAGCGGCAGUCGCCUCACGCAGAAGAGUUGGCGCUCCCGCACUAUGGCGGCGGCGGCGGCGGCGGAUGA
Messenger RNA from Trypanosoma conorhini, 915 nucleotides. Its product is annotated as putative actin-like protein. The transcript has a single exon. The record is from RefSeq and is a predicted model, not a curated record. NCBI's taxonomy places the organism in Eukaryota, Euglenozoa, Kinetoplastea, Trypanosomatida, Trypanosomatidae. The coding region runs from base 1 to 915 and encodes 304 amino acids.